AUGGCUAACGUGCGACUGGAUUUCAAAGCGAGCGCCGGGGAUGGAGACCCCCAAACCAGGCCCGUGCUCAUCCUGGGGCAACUGCCUAACCUGCAGCGGGUUCCUUGGAGCAGCGUGAGGGGGAAGCUGCAGCCCCGGGUCACUGAGGAGGUAUGGAAGGGAGCUCUUGGCUCCUUAAGCCCAAAUCCCACAGACAGCUGUCCACUCUACUUGAAUCUGGCCACAGUAGCAGCUCUUCCUUCACGCGUCAGCCGACACAACAGCCCUUCCGCUGCCCAUUUCCUAACACGUCUGGUACGGAACUGCCUCCCUCCUGGAGCAACAAGAUGUAUACUAAUGGUGUGUGAACGCUCAGAAGUCUUUGCCAGCGCUUGUGCCAUUGCUAGAGCUUUCCCGCUGUUUACCCGGCGCUCUACUGCCUGCCGCCGUACAGACAAAAAGAGUGUUGUAGUUGAAUUUUUGCUGAUUGGACAGAAUAAUGGACCUAUGGAAGUAACCCUGAAGUGCCUGGAAACUGUGACUGAGGGCGUAAGGUUGGCCGCUCGUAUUGUGGAUACUCCAUGCAAUGAGAUGAACACAGACCACUUCAUUGAGGAGAUUUCAGCUGUUGGUAAGGAGCUUGGCAUUACUCCACAGAUUAUUCGAGAUGACUUGAAAGAGAGAGGAUUUGGUGGAAUAUAUGGUGUGGGCAAAGCAGCGGAACACCCUCCUGCCCUCGUCAUACUAAGUCAUACUCCAGAAGGUGCCACUCAGACAAUUGCCUGGGUUGGUAAAGGCAUUGUAUAUGAUACAGGAGGACUAAGCAUUAAGGGAAAGACCGCAAUGCCAGGUAUGAAGAGAGAUUGUGGCGGAGCAGCUGCUGUCCUGGGAGCAUUUAAAGCUGCAGUAAAACAGGGUUUUAAAGACAACCUCCACGCCUUGUUCUGCUUAGCAGAGAACUCUGUUGGACCAAACGCAACCCGACCAGAUGACAUCCACUUACUAUACUCUGGAAAAACGGUUGAAAUAAACAACACUGACGCAGAGGGAAGGCUGGUCCUGGCGGAUGGUGUGUCCUAUGCUUGCAAGGAUCUAAAUGCAGAUAUUAUUCUGGAUAUUGCAACCUUGACUGGAGCCCAGUCGAUCGCAACUGGCAAGUACCAUGCUGCAGUACUGACUAAUAAUGAGGAAUGGGAGACGGCCUGCGUGAAAGCUGGCAGGAAGUGUGGAGACCUGGUUCAGCCACUGGUAUAUUGCCCUGAGCUGCACUUUAAUGAGUUCUCCUCAGCUGUGGCCGAUAUGAAAAACUCUGUGGCAGAUCGGGAGAACGCCCUGAGUUCCUGUGCAGGGCUCUUCAUUGCUUCCCACAUUGGUUUUGAUUGGCCAGGGGUCUGGAUGCAUGUGGACAUUGCAGCUCCCGUGCAUGCGGGUGAGAGGGCCACUGGCUUCGGUGUGGCACUUCUGCUCUCAUUGUUUGGGCGUGCUUCUGAGGAUCCGCUGCUAAACUUGGUUUCUCCUCUGGGAGAGGAUAAUGGGGUAGAAACUCCUGACAGGGAUACCAAAAGGAGACGCCUUGUGUAACCCCCGUGUUUUGGACCACUGUGAAAGCUGGUGAUCAUGCACAGAGAUCCUCCGGCUAACCGAGCUGCACACAUCAUAGUACUGAUACUCCUUAAUGGAAUUUCCCCUACUGAAUUUAAUACAAUGUACACAGUAGUUUGUCUCAUUCUUUCUCACAGAUAAAUUUCUUCUGGAGUAACUAACAUGGAGCUAAAAAAGGCAACGGCUGUUAUCCAGUACAUCGCGGAGAAGUGAUUCCUUCUUCCAUUCACGUAACAGCACAAUUGUCUGUCUUUCUGCAUUGACGUUACUGCUUUUUAUUAAAACUUUUUGCAUACAUGAUUUGGCUUAAA
Messenger RNA from Pseudophryne corroboree (corroboree frog), 1892 nucleotides. RefSeq names its product aminopeptidase like 1 (gene NPEPL1). The record is from RefSeq and is a predicted model, not a curated record. Gene Ontology annotation, molecular function: manganese ion binding; metalloaminopeptidase activity. NCBI's taxonomy places the organism in Eukaryota, Metazoa, Chordata, Amphibia, Anura, Myobatrachidae. Gene Ontology annotation, biological process: proteolysis. Gene Ontology annotation, cellular component: cytoplasm. The transcript has 12 exons. The coding region runs from base 1 to 1560 and encodes 519 amino acids.